AUGGCAGUUUACACCAUCAUUGCGGUAGCUAUUGCUGCCAACGUAUUUUUCCCGAUUCCUUUCAUGACUAUUACGAUGACCCUGCCUUUCUUGGCCCUCGUCGGGGGCUCCUUUCGACUUUUCGUCGGUAGUCAAACAGUUCAUGAAAUACUGAAACAACGAGAGCGGUUGGCACAUUUCACCCUCUAUCUUGCAGCGCAGACGCUGAUGUCAGUGACGUAUCCAGCGUAUCAAGUUCUUUUUCAAGCUGCAGCCGACGCAGGGUAUGAGUUAACCGUCGUCGCUCUGCUUCCUAUCGUGAAACUUGUGAUGAGGAAUAUCAUAGCGUUGUCUUUAUCUCGCAUGGACGAUAUGAUGCCCGAAGCUGUCGUCUUCUCGGUCGAUUUCUUCAACGCGUUCUAUAUCAUAACUAGCAUGCAGAACGCUUCAUCUUCGGCAACUGUAGCCAUUAUUAUGGUUGCAGAUCUUAUUCACACAGUCGUGGCUUGGAAAAGUCUCCGACGACGAGCAUCCAGCAUUAUUAGGGAGUCCCGGGCUGGUGGUGUCGACCUAAAGCUGCCGGACAUACUUGACGUUGCUUCCUUUCUUCUUCGAACUCAUAAAUCGGAGAGUAAAAGCUUUGCUCAUGUUCAGAUUCGAUCAUGUAUGACCCAUCAGUUGUCUCUCGAAAAUCGAAUUUUACUUGAUGAUCUCACCAAGGCGACAAAGCACCAUCAGUUUCCGAUGAUCAGGUCGCUGGAACACGUUGGACGUGGUUCAGAUAACCCACGGUGGUCUUGUGUGUGGAGACGAACGAAUGUCGUACAAGUACAACCCAUCAUUGUGAAGACAAACGAACAACUCAGGCCAGAAGCCAAAGACGAAAGCCAGCGCCUCGACGGGGCCUUGAAGGUCCUUUUCACAGCAGAAUGCCUGGUCCUUUCGGAAUAUCUGGAGACGUUUGUUCCAGUCUUAUACACGAUCUACAUUAUGGUCAUGGUCCACCUGACCAGCGCGAAAUAUCACACUGAGCUGUCUGGUGUUACUGUUGACACUAUUGGCAGCAAAAUUCAAGGAAUUCUAGCCUAUGGACUACUGGAAUUACUCUCGUUUGUAGCUCUAGUAGCACUGAUGCGACGUGGCUGUGGCGUGCGAAGUCUCCAUCACCUCGCAUUUGUGUUAGAGACACAUAUGCCGCACAUCCAAGAUAAGCUGCUGGCAUGGGCGUUGCUCACACUUGGAUCUCGCGUUGUGCACUUCGGGGUCGACUUUUCCUUCAAAUUUGACUGGGUUUAA
This is a messenger RNA of Phytophthora nicotianae INRA-310, 1275 nucleotides long. RefSeq lists its product as hypothetical. Bases 1 to 1275 code for a protein of 424 amino acids. The transcript is spliced from 2 exons. Lineage: Eukaryota; Oomycota; Peronosporomycetes; Peronosporales; Peronosporaceae. The record is from RefSeq and is a predicted model, not a curated record.